GGAUGAUCGAUCAUGAAGAUCCAGAUUCAGAGGAUCACAUGCCAAUCGCUCAUGCCGGCCCUUGUCUGGCCGAAGUCGACUCGGAUGAGCCCGCCGCUGCUGAGGCGUCGGGUCCGGCCACGGCUGCUGCGCCAGCCUGCGAAAAACGCGGAGCCGAGAAGGAUCUUCCGCGAACCAUGAAGCGGAAGAAGACUGCCUCUCGUGGACCAAGGCCGAAACCCAUGGUCGUUGGGGCGGCUUUGACAGCUACCCAAUCUCAGACAUGCAUCGCGUCUGAGAUCCCGGCAGCUCCCUCUCCCCGUGCUGAACCUACAACUCAGGCCCCGGGAGAGGCUGACACUGCUGCUGAUCCGACAUCUCCCGCCCGGGAUGUCGGCCUGAGCGCCGACGCCUAAAGCAUCACCCAAGCCGGGGCGUCGCAGCCGGGACUUCGACAGUCGGGGCUGCUCCUUCCUCGGCGGCAACCGAGACACAAACGGAGCCGCUUGUCACAGAGACCCCGCAGCAACCGACAACGGGGCCCCAAGAACCACAGACGACUCCGACACCACCAUCAUCACCGCCGCAGCCGCAAGCUACUCAACUUGCGGCUACACAAGCUAAGAGAGCUAGGAGCUCCGCUAUCCCGGCGGGACAAGCGCCUCCGAAUUCCUCCAACUCACAGCCUGCCCGGGGCAACCAGGGAGUUCCCCUCAGGACGGCCAGUGGGCAUAGCUGGGGGUCACUGGGCCAGUUCGUAAUGGACUGGAACAGUGCCGACGGUUACGAAGUGACUUCCAGCACCCUCCAAACAGUGCGGCAGAACCCUCUGGUGGGACCCGCGCCGGUGGCGACUCUAGAGUCCAUGCCGGCCCGGAUGUUUCAGGCAAGGGUCGCCUUAUUCGAGUCCAGCCGUGCUGCAGAGACCUGCAUGAAUAAGCGCACCGCCACCUUCAAGACUUUGCUAGCGAAGUAUAAGAAGCUGGAGGCGGAGCACAAGGCUUUGGUAGCCCAUCGCCGGAGCCAGACCGGGAACAAUGCCCAAAUAUCUGAGCUCUUGAAGCGUGUCGCCGAAGUACAAGAUGAGAAGUCCCGGCUCAAAGAGCAGCACCGGGAUGAAGUGACCCGUCUGAAGGCGCAGCUCGAAGCGCAGGCGGAGGCGCACAAGACCGAGGUAGGUCAACUGACCUCGGCCCUCUCCGCCCAAGCUGACGAGAAGAUCUGCCUGGAAGGCGAGGUGCAGAAAUGCAAGGAUCUCGUCGCCAAGGUCGAGACCCGCGCCAGUACUGCCGAGAAGGAAAAGGCCGAGAAUGCCCGCCUGCUCAGCGUGUGCCGGCGUGACCUCGUCAAAAUCGACGCCAUGUUGACUAAAUUUUUUCCACAAUCUGUCGAGACCGCCCAAGCUGCCGUGAUUAAAGCCCGUAAGAGGAGGGCUCCAGCCGGGCAGAACCUUUCGAAUACGACUUGGAGGACUACUUGGUCAGCAUUGCGAGCCGGGUUAAGCCGUUGAAGUAGUUCGGGGUGAAUAUGCUCAGAGCCGGCAUCCGAGCCUUCCGAGCCUUGUGGCCGGGCGAAGAAGCUCUGACCGGCAUCCCGGAGUUGGCAACGCGCCUUUUGGAGGUGGAGGAUCAUCUCAACGAGUGGUGGGAGUCGGCCGCUCGUGUUGGCGCCGACGAGGCCUUGUCGUUUGUACUUUCUUGGUAUGACGGCAUCAACCUCGACAUGCUGCAGUCAAUGCGUGUCGGCUCCCCCUAUCUCUCGGACCCUGAGCUGAUCGCAAAGCGUCAGGAGCGGGCCUACUCCUUUAUCCAAUAUGCCGAUGUGCAUAAAUUUGUGGAGGGCCCGGUAUCCGAAGCAGAGGCAGAAAUGGCCGAGGAAGAAGAUUAGGAGGCAGUCGACGAAGAGAUUGUCAUCGAGUCAGCUUCCACGGCAACGGAUGCUCCGAGUUCCGCCGCCGCCAAUCCUUCUGUCUCUUCUUAGACAUGUCGGACAAAAUACUUUAAA
Messenger RNA from Brachypodium distachyon (stiff brome), 1983 nucleotides. RefSeq lists its product as uncharacterized. Lineage: Eukaryota; Viridiplantae; Streptophyta; Magnoliopsida; Poales; Poaceae. The record is from RefSeq and is a predicted model, not a curated record. The transcript has 7 exons. The coding region runs from base 740 to 1489 and encodes 249 amino acids.